AUGGCGACGGUCGACAAGAAUCAUCCUGCGAAUGAGAACAUAUCGAGCGUAGACGAAAAGAUCUCCCCAGGCGCAGCAAGCUCAGAGUCCCUAAAUCUCGGCAACGAAUUCGUCGACGAAGAUGUCAUCAUCAUCACUGGAGAAGAUGCCGCCGCGUAUCUCCUGCCCAUGCGCGACGACAGAGAUCCAGCCCUCACGUUCCGAUCACUCUUUCUGGCCACAGGGCUCGCCGCUUUUCAAGCUGUGAUGAAUCAGAUCUAUCUCUUCAAGCCGACCGUGGUGUCCAUCCAGGGCACUUUCAUCGUCCUCAUUGCAUAUUUUCUGGGGAUUGGAUGGGCGUUCGCAUUCCCGCGAGGCGAUCUUCAUCUGGCUCGAUGGCAAAGCAAGAACUUGCCCGGGAAACCUCCACUCUGGAUCUCAAUCGCAUCGUUCAUCAACCCUGGACCUUGGACGCUGAAAGAGCACGCGAUAUGCUCAAUCACAGCGACUUCCGCAUCAGCCGCUUGUGCCAGCGUGGAAGUCUUCGCAGCGCAGAAACUCUUCUACGACAUGCCGUUGACGGCCACAACUGUGAUAUGCACCACGAUCUCGCUUGGUCUGUUCGGCUACGGACUUUGUGGCUUGCUUCAGCCAAUAACAGUCUGGCAUGUGGAAGCCGUCUACUGGAGCUGCUUGCCAACAGUGAAGACGCUUCAGGGGCUACACUGGCAGUCUGUGAGGAAUUCAAAGCCCCUUCGCUGGUUCUGGUACUGCUUUGGUGGCAUGUUCUUCUUCGAAUUUUUCCCAGCAUAUGUCUGGCCGUGGCUCAACUCUGUCUCCAUACCCUGCCUCGCAUCCAAGAACGCGAAAGGUUCAAAGGCCAAGACGCUCACGAAUCUGUUCGGAGGAGCCACGAACAACGAAGGUCUCGGGCUGUUUGCACUUUCAUUCGACUGGCAAUACAUCACCUCUUUCCAGACGUCGCUUCCACUUACGCUCCAGCUUCACAUGGCCUUCGGAUAUUUCGUCUGCUUUAUCGCCAUGGUCGCGAUCUACUACACAGGUGCAUGGGGUGCAAGGUCUUUGCCAUUCAUGUCUACGAAGCAGCUUCUGCCGGAUGGCUCCAAGUAUCCCAUCACCAAACUUUUCGCAGGCGGAUCACUGAACCACGAGGAGCUUGCGAAGUACGGCCUUCCCAAGCUUGCCGGUACUUUUGCUUAUGGAUUGUUGAUCGGCAACGCUGCCAUUGGUGCUCUCAUCACACAUGUCGCCCUGUUCUGGGGCGGCGAUGCAUGGAGGGCAUACAAGUCAAGUCGCAAGAGCGAGUACAACGAUCCCCAUCACGCCCAUAUGAACAAGAACUACAGAGAAACGCCAUGGUGGUGGUUCGUAAUUACUUUGAUCAUCAGCUUUGUAUUGGGACUCAUCGUCGUCAUCAAGGAGGACAUCACUUUACCCGUCUGGGCGUAUGUGGUAGCAUUGAUCAUUGGAUCAAUCAUGGCACCUUUCAGCAACAUCCUCUAUUCACGUUACGGCAACGGCAUAGCGACGAACAACAUGUCCAAGAUGGUGGCCGGUCUGCUGAUUCCUGAACGUCCCGUCGGCAACAUGUACUUCGCCGCUUGGUCACAUAACGUUGUCUCCUGCACUAUACAACUAUCAUCGGAUUUGAAGAUGGGCGACUAUCUCAAGAUUCCACCUCGCGUCAUGUUCUUGACCCAAUGCUGGGGCACCAUCUUCGGCGGCUUCAUCAACUACGUCGUCAUGAUCUCCAUCGUAAACUCCAACGCCGACCUCCUCCGCGACAGCAACGGCAACUCCUCCUGGUCCGGCGCCCAUUUCCAAGCCUACAACACCAACGCUACAGGCUGGGCUCUAGCCCGAUACCUCUACAAAGUCGGCGCAGAAUACUACAUGGUUCCCGUCGGCAUAGCGAUCGGUUCAGGAGCGAUCCCACUGACGUGUAUCGUUGCAAAGUUCGUCCCCAAAGUCGGCCGCCUCUCCACCUACGACCUCAAUCUCCCCCAACUCAUCCAGUUCGCCGGAUUCAUUCCCUACAACCAAUCGCAAACCUGCGUGAUUUUCAGCCAAAUCCUCGCGGGCUUGUACGUCCAAUACUUCCUCCGAAACUACCGACCCAGGAUUUUCCGAGAUUACUCUUACAUCAUCACCGGAGCCAUGGAUGGAGCGGUCUUUUCCUGCUUGUUCAUCUUAUCCUUCGCGGUCUUCGGAGCUGGAGGGAAAUCCCAUCCGUUCCCGCAAUGGUGGGGAAAUAAUAUCAAUGGGAAUUAUGAUUUUUGUCCUACGGGGGACUAA
Molecule: messenger RNA, 2295 nt
Organism: Pseudocercospora fijiensis CIRAD86
Lineage: Eukaryota; Fungi; Ascomycota; Dothideomycetes; Mycosphaerellales; Mycosphaerellaceae
Exons: 6
Coding region: 1-2295 (764 amino acids)
Biological process (GO): transmembrane transport
Molecular function (GO): oligopeptide transmembrane transporter activity
Source: RefSeq, a predicted model, not a curated record